GCGUGCGCGGCGCGGGGCCCCGGGCCGGAUCUCUCGCGAGGAAGGACGCCAUUAUCGCAGCCGCCGCACAAAACACCACGAGAACUCGGCGCCCGCCUCACACGGAGUGCAUGCCUGGGCCAGCUCUGCCCUGGGGAGCUGCAGUGGUGCCUGAGGGGUUUUGCUGCAGGUUCUGAAUGAUGUCAGAGCAGGAUUUGGCAGAUGUGGUUCAGAUUGCUGUGGAGGACCUGACUCCUGAUAAUCCAGUUGUGUUGGAGAACCAUGAGGUGGCAGAUGAUGAUGUGGAACCUGCCCUGAAACGUCAGAGGAUAGAAAUCAACUGCCAGGAUCCCUCUAUUAAGUCGUUCCUGUACUCCAUCAACCAGACCAUAUGCCUGAGGCUGGACAGCAUCGAGGCCAAGCUGCUGGCCCUGGAGGCCACCUGCAAAUCCCUGGAGGAGAAGCUGGACCUGGUCAUGAACAAGCAGCACAGCCCCAUCCAGGUGCCCAUGGUGGCCGGGUCCCCGCUGGGCGCCACCCAGACCUGCAAUAAAGUCCGAUGUGUUGUCCCUCAGACCACGGUGAUCCUCAACAACGACCGGCAGAACUCCAUCGUGGCCAAGAUGGUGGGGCAGGAGGAGCCUCUGAGCAGAGCAGCAGAUUCCCUGGAGAACAUCCUCAGCAACGCGGUGCCGGGCCGCCGGCAGAACACCAUCGUGGUGAAGGUGCCCGGCCAUGACGACAGCCACAACGAGGACGGCGAGAGCGGCUCCGAGGCCAGCGACUCGGUGUCCAACAGCGGCCAGGUGGGCAGCCAGAGCAUCGGCAACAACGUCACCCUCAUCACCCUCAACUCCGAAGAGGAUUACCCCAACGGGACGUGGCUGGGUGACGAGAACAACCCCGAGAUGCGCGUGCGCUGCCCCAUCACGCCUGCAGACAUGCUGCACAUCAGCACCAACUGCCGCACGGCCGAGAAGAUGGCCCUGACCCUGCUGGAUUACCUCUUCCACAGGGAGAUCCAGGCCAUCUCCAACCUCUCGGGCCAGGGCAAGCACGGCAAGAAGCAGCUGGAUCCUCUCAUGAUCUACGGGAUUCGCUGCCACCUGUUCUACAAGUUUGGCAUCACAGAGUCGGACUGGUACCGCAUCAAGCAGAGCAUCGACUCCAAGUGCAGGACAGCCUGGAGGAGGAAGCAGAGAGGCCAGAGCCUGGCUGUGAAAAGCUUCUCCAGGAGAACCCCCUCAUCCUCCUCCUACAGUGGCUCAGAGGGAUCGCAGAGCUCGGUGUCAGCCUCCAGUGAGCUGCAGCAGAGCCAGCCCCAGGCCCUGCACUACGCCCUGGCCAACGCCCAGCAGGUCCAGAUCCACCAGAUCGGCGAGGAUGGCCAAGUGCAAGUAGGCCAUCUCCACAUAGCCCAGGUGCCCCAGGGAGAGCAGGUCCAGAUCACGCAGGACAGCGAGGGGAACCUGCAGAUCCACCAGGUGCACGUGGGGCAGGACGGGCAGGUGCUGCAGGGGGCUCAGCUGAUCGCUGUGGCCUCGGCCGAGCCCGCGGCCGGCGGCGUGGACGGCUCCCCUCUGCAGGGCAGCGACAUCCAGGUGCAGUACGUGCAGCUGACCCCCGUGACAGACCACGCUGCCUCCAGCCAAAGUCUGACACAACCUGGCCCUGAUUGUCCAGUGAAUGAAAACAACUCCCAGCAGAACCCAAUGGAACAAUCACCUGGGGGUGAACAAUCUCCAAACACAUUCCAAAGCAGCAAAACACAGGAGAAUCAAAUGAGAUAAGAAUUGUUUUCCUUUUUCUCAAGGCUUCUCAGCUUCAGAGAAAUCCUGGGCGAGGGGAUUGUUCAGAGAAUGUGAAUGGCCCAAAGCUCGGGGUGCCCUGGGCUGGGGAGGACCCACAAGGACCAGAGAGGAGCAGCAGGCACUGAGAGGUGCUCCUCCUGCUGCUGUCCCCACUCCAAACCUGAGGAAUUCCCACAUUUCCCUCCCUCCUCAGGAAGGAAUCCUGGAGCAGAGUUCCCAGGAGCAGCCCCCAGGAGCUCCUCCCUCUGCAGGGACCCUUUGACUGUGCUGGUUUCACCCUGAGGGGGAGCCCAGAGCUUUCCAGGGAAAGCAGGGCAGGAGAGGGACAGGAAAAGGGCAGGGAAGGAAAAGCAGACAAGCCCCAGAACAAGUCAGCCAUAAAUAUUCCCUCACUUUGCAGCGAGUGAAAACUGAGGCUCUGGAGAGGAGCUGGAGAAGCCACCUUGGUGUUUGCACUGCUCUGAGUUUAUCCAUCCUUCAGGGUCGUUUUUGUGGAUCAAAAUAUGGAAUUUUCCUGUGGAGAAGGAUCUCUUAUCUGAGGGAAGGGCAAAUCCAGUGACCCUUCCCCCUCCCCUGACACUUCCACCUGGUUCUGUCAAGGUGCUGAGAGGUCCCAAGGCUUUUGUAGCUCUUUAUCAAUCAAAGCUCAUUAAAGUGGAAUUUAUUUUCCACCUGGGCUGGAUUCUGUGCCAGUUCCCUCUUAGAAACAGCACAAAUGUGGAUUUAUUUCAUGUCUCACUACAAGGUACCAGUUUUCUGCCCUUUUUUUUUGUUUUCUGAAAUGAUUCCCUGCUCUGAGUUCAGCUGGAACAGAUCAAAAUCCACUUCAAUUUUGUAUUUUCAGUCUAUUCAUGAAUGAUUUUUGCUUGGCUUAUUUUCAUGUUUUGACAGCAGUUUGCAAAGUCUAGAAAUACAGAAUAUUUGGAUUAAAAUUCUGUGCUCAGAUGCAAUGCUGGUGGUAAAUUUUGUUAGAUUUGGAAAAAAACCCCACCAUCAUUCCAAAUCCAAAUUCUUGUAAUCCCUUCAGGUCUGAGGUUGGAUCAAUGUUUGGUGUUGCUCUUGUGCUGGUAUUUGAUAAUUCUAUUUACUCAAUACACUUUUCCUCUAAAUGGGAACAAAACCUUUGAGGAUUAUUUAAAUUUUUGGUGCUAUCCAAUUGAGCAAUCUCAUAGAUUUAUUCAGCACCUUAGCAUGAAUUUAUUGAACUUUUAAGCAAACACAAAAUACCCUUCAAAUUAAACAGGGGAAAAAUUCCUGUAGCCAAAUGCAAUCACUGGCAACAAGGCAGAGGGAAAUAAAUGAAUUUAGGAGCAGCACUUGAGGAUUUUGAACUUCUGGUGUUUUAAUUUGAAUAAUAAAAAAGCUGGGACUGUGUAACAAAACCUAAAAUCUGGGAAUUCUGGUGGAUUUUCUCCCCUUGUGGAUCUUCUGGCAGGUUCAAGGCUGAAGCACAAAGCAGGACCUCAAAUGAGGAUUUUUAUCACCAAAAUCCUGUCAGAGAGAGAAUUCUGUGGCCAGGGUGUUGCACAGAGCAUCCUUGAGAGGGGUUUAUGAGGGAAAAUCCAGCAAGGGCAGAUCUCUGGAAGGAGGGGAAGUUCAAAGGGAAAUAAUCCUGAAAUCCUUGCCCUGGCCUUGGAAUUCUGGCUGUGCUGUGGUGGCUGCUGCCAGGGGAAGCUUUUUUGGGUGUCAGGGGCUCUGUGCAGGCCAGUGCAGCAGUUCUGGGUGCUGCUCCUCUCCCAGCUCUGCAGGUGCUGUCCUGGCUCCCAGGAAUUUGGAUUUUCCCUCCCCAGGUAGGCAGUGAGUUGGUUUGUAGAGAGAUUUUUUUCCUCUGGAGGUUCCAGUCAGUUUGCUCACUUGUAAUUCUUCCUGGAUUUCCCUGGGAAGUGAGGAGAGUCAGGCCUGCAGGAGGAAUUUCCUCUGAAGAAAAACUGGCUGUAGUUGUGCUGGUCUCACUUCACCCUAACCAGGGAAAGGCUGCAGUGGGGAAAAUCAGCAUUUUUAGACCCUAUCCUGCUCCAGCUGGGAGAUUCCAAGGACAAAGCCACCAGGUGAUUUCACUGUCCUCACCCCCAGCAGCUCUGGCACUGCAGAGCUCCCUCCUGCCUUCUCCAUGCUCAUCCUGGGUGCCCUUCCCAGCUCCCUGUUCCCAAAGUCUCUCUGUUGGGAUGAGCCUUCCACAGCUUCAGUUUGGUGCCAGACUCUGAAUUUAUUUCCUUUAUUUGGAGCUGGUUCUUUUCCUGGGAAGAGAGAGGGAAUAAUUGCCUUGGUGCCACUCAUGAUUGUGUAGAUGUUUAUCAUAAUUGCAUUAUUUCAGCUUCAUGGAGACUCUUGAUGUUAUUUUUGGUGCCUUUGUGAGUGGGUUCCCAUUCCCACUGUCACAGAGCCCACAUCCAUGCGGAUUUUGCUUUGGAAUUUUUUCCACUGGAAUUGACAGGAACUUUCUAUUUGUAUAAUAAGCCCUCAUUCUCUUGGUUACACCAAGAAAAGGCACUUUGGGAUUGAUUUCCUGCUGUCCCCUUCC
Molecule: messenger RNA, 4311 nt
Organism: Serinus canaria (Common canary)
Lineage: Eukaryota; Metazoa; Chordata; Aves; Passeriformes; Fringillidae
Gene: BANP
Product: BTG3 associated nuclear protein
Exons: 13
Coding region: 177-1769 (530 amino acids)
Biological process (GO): protein localization to nucleus; negative regulation of protein catabolic process
Molecular function (GO): DNA binding
Source: RefSeq, a predicted model, not a curated record